Messenger RNA from Lotus japonicus, 1094 nucleotides. RefSeq lists its product as uncharacterized. The coding region runs from base 85 to 951 and encodes 288 amino acids. The record is from RefSeq and is a predicted model, not a curated record. The transcript has 3 exons. NCBI's taxonomy places the organism in Eukaryota, Viridiplantae, Streptophyta, Magnoliopsida, Fabales, Fabaceae.
ACAGGGUUACAACUGGACCAGAGACUUGGACAGUGAGGAGCUAUUGGAACAGUUGCUAUAUUGACUUGUUGGUUGCCGGGAGAGAUGAGGGGAAAAAGGAAAAUGACGGAAGCUAGUAAUGAGGAUAAGAAAGAUGAUAGCAGAGCUUACUUUACUUGGAACUUGGAGAUGGACCGUGCACUUGCUGAUAUACUUAGAGAUCAAAGAAGCAUGGGAAACAAGAGUGAUGGUGCAUGGAAAGGAGUGGCAUAUAACACUGCGGCUCAAAUGUUGUCUUCACGCUUCAAUUUGCAACUUAUUGGAGAGAAUGUUAAAAACCGCAUCAAGCUGUGGAGAUCAUGGUAUGGCAUUGUUAGUGACAUCCUUAGUCAAAGUGGUUUUGAUUGGGAUGGAACCAAAUAUAUGAUUUCUGUUACAAAUGAAGAUGCAUGGAAUGAGUAUGUCAAGUCACAUAAUGACGCUAAGAGGUUCCGAUUUAAGGUGAUUGCUAAUUGGGAUGACAUUGUAGACUUGUGUGCUAAAGAUAGAGCAACGGGAAUUGGAGCAGAGACAUCCUUGGAUGCAGAUGACAUCAUGAGCAAAGAAGCAAAUGAGGAUGGAGCUUAUAUUGUGGAUAUUGAUGCUGAUGAACAAAGCUCUACAACAAGGAAAAGCAAACAACCAAUGGAAUUCAAAAAGGGAAAAAGUGGAGAAAAGAAUGGGAUAAUUACUUCAAUGAAUAAAGUGGCUGAGUCAUUGAGUGAAUUUGUACAAGCAACUAGAAAAGGGGUGAAAAAUGUCCAAGAAGUGGUUCAUGAUGUGAUGGAUGAGCUAAAGAACAUUCCGGACCUUAAUGGCACUCAAUGGCUAAAAGCAGUGGAUUGGCUUUCAGAAAAUCCAAAUAAGUUGGAGAUUUUGAAAGCUCUUCCCAUUGAGAGAAAGAAAGAUUACAUCUUAGCUUUUAUGCACUGAUUCGUGAUUUGCUAUAGUUUAUGGACCCAUUUGUAGUGUUUCCAACUUUCCACUAUGCCACUGUUGAGACUUUCUUUUAUUUAAUUUUCAUUUGGAUUGAUGUUAGCACUUGUUACUGUUGAGACUUUUUUUUAUUUAACUUU